Messenger RNA from Cryptomeria japonica (Japanese cedar), 1340 nucleotides. Its product is annotated as GATA transcription factor 9-like. Gene Ontology annotation, molecular function: zinc ion binding; sequence-specific DNA binding. Gene Ontology annotation, biological process: regulation of DNA-templated transcription. The record is from RefSeq and is a predicted model, not a curated record. The transcript has 3 exons. NCBI's taxonomy places the organism in Eukaryota, Viridiplantae, Streptophyta, Pinopsida, Cupressales, Cupressaceae. The coding region runs from base 143 to 937 and encodes 264 amino acids.
UCUUGCAAACAGGAACAGAGCUAGGUGGUUAAAUGUUAUACACCGAAGCUUUCCAAUACAGUAGUUUGUCAAUCUUGGCCUGUAAUUUUUUCUGGUUCAGUCUAGCUAAGAGAUAGAUCAGGCAGAGCAGGAUUUGAAUAAUAUGGACGAUAACAUGGAUGAUAUCUUUUACAAUGUUGAUGAUCUCCUGAACUUUAGCGAUGAGGAACUCAGAGAUGUCUUUGAGGGAAACAAUGCUGGUGACAUGCCUAUUCCUUUAGAAGUGGGAUCUCUUUUCUCUGUAGACUGUUUCUAUGACAAUGAUUGGAUGAAAGACUUCCCAGGAGGAGAACUAAAACAGAUAACUACUGCUGAUUUCAAACAUAAAAUGGAGAAAGAACAAGGCCCAGAAAAUACUUCUGAAAAUACCACAAGUUCUGAUCUCAGUUCAGAAACAGAUAACAGGUCCUGCACUGGGAAAAGAUCUAUUCUCUGUUCAAGAAUGACAAUACCAGGAAAGCCAAGAAGCAAAAGAUCAAGACUGCCACUUUCUAAGUGGGCUUCUAAACCCAUUUCUCCCAUUGCUUCUUCUGUCAGUGAGUCUUCUACACCCAUUUCUUCUAAAGCUGCAGCCUGGAGCCAAUCAGAUUACUUUGCUUCUGAGCAAGUUGAAUGCCAGUCCUCACUGAAAUCCACUACAGGAAAACAUGGGAAGAAAAAGGAGAAAAAGGGGAUCAAAAAAUGCACACAUUGUGGUGUGAAUAAAACUCCACAAUGGAGAUGUGGGCCUCUGGGUCCUAAAACAUUAUGUAAUGCCUGUGGUGUGAGAUAUAAGUCAGGUGGGCUUUUACCAGAAUACAGACCUGCUGCAAGCCCUACCUUUUCACCUGAUAAACACUCCAAUUCCAGCAAGGUGGUGUUAGAGAUGAGGCGUCAAAAAUAUUUGAGGGGAGAGUAAAUAUAAUUUGUAAGGGAAUAAACAGUCAAAUUCCUACAAGGUGGUGUUAGAGAUGAGGCGUCAAAUUUUUUUGAUAGGAGAGUAAAUUUAGUUGCAAAAAACAUUCAAUUUUUUACAAAGAGGGGGUGUUAGAGAUGAGGUGUCUUAAGGGAAUCAGUUCUAUUGGAAGGAGGAAGCAAUAAAUAGUAGAAGUUGAAUGGUUCUUAAUGAGUCCACUAGGGAUCAAGUUUAAUGAGGUGGGAUUGUGUCUGGGGGAAUUUGAUCAAAUAGAUACCCCUCAGUUCUUGGGUUUUUAGCAGAAGAUGGGGUUUCACUCCCAUAUCACAUAGCUAAAGCAAUUUUGUGAAUGAAAAAUAAUCCAUCAUUAUUAACUAUGUUUUAUUAUAAAGACUUUUUUAUUUAU